This is a messenger RNA of Octopus sinensis (East Asian common octopus), 1634 nucleotides long. RefSeq lists its product as uncharacterized. Bases 210 to 1469 code for a protein of 419 amino acids. The transcript is spliced from 7 exons. The record is from RefSeq and is a predicted model, not a curated record. Lineage: Eukaryota; Metazoa; Mollusca; Cephalopoda; Octopoda; Octopodidae.
CUUAAGUAAGUUCCUGUUGCGCCUAUUCGAGGUUUAGGUCCAUCCCAUUCACUUUCACUUUUCUACCACUCAAAUAACAACAUAGGCAAGGAGCUCUUCAAAAACUAUAAAAUACUCAAACCUCAAACGUUCCUCUCCAUUGUACUUCAUUAGUUUCUCAUUAGCGUUCGUGUCUGCGUCGAAUUUUUGAUAAAAACGAAAUCAACACCAUGAUGAAGCUGAUAAGCGGUGGUAUCAUAUACUUGGCACUCGUGUUCCAUCUGGGAACAGGUGCUGUGGUGAAUGUUGAACAGAAGUUAAGUGAAGAAACGAAUAUUGCUGUGAAGGCAAUUUUGGAGGAACUGACAGAGAAGAUUCAUUUUGAUCGAAUGUUCGAUCAUAACGUGGCAGAUAUCGAUACCGAGAAUAAACAAUUGACCAUUGGAUCAAUGAGCUGUUCUUGGAGUGGGAACAUCGGAAAAUGCUGUACACAUCUAUAUUAUAUCGAAAGAUUAUGCGUUCGAUUCUCAAUUGUAGGAACCGGAAUAUUUAUAGAGGCGUCGCGAAAUGGUUACACAUUUAAACAGAGAUUUCUCAAAGGCUCAGGCACCAUGACGUUCGAAUACUCCCAUCAUUAUCUACAUCUGACGCUUACAGUCUCGGUAGUAAGAUCCAGCCAAGAAAUCAAAUCAUGUUUCAAAAUAAACUAUAGUGUUGGAUUCCGCCGUUAUUCAAAUAAUCUUGGUUGCAACAAAAAGCGCUGGCACUCCAAUGAAAAUCGCCCUGUGAAAAACUUGAGUCCAAAUAUUAAAAGUCUUUCAGAGUUAGAAGGAUUUGAUUUUGGCCAAAUUUACAGAAACGGAUACCUCGAUGUAAUUGCUGAUGGAAGAUCUCUUUCAGAAGAAAUGGUAAAAGAGAAUAAUGUGGUGAAUAUGGAUUCUCAAAAUGAACAAUCGGUCACUAAAGGAUCGGAAAUUGGAGAUUUGCAAAUGAAAAUUCUUAAGUGUAAUUGGAAAAAAAAAGCAGGACAUUGUUCCAUAUUAUUAGACAAUCUUCCAUGGUUAUAUGUCAAUAUGACAGUAGUUCCAACUGGCAUUCAUUUUCACCUGCAAUUAGGAGUGCGCCCACUUUUAGAUACCGAUAUCCACGGUGUUCUUACUAAAACACUCAAUAUUUCGUUGGGACCUGCACAACUUUGGCUUGAAAUUUCGGUAAAAAACAACACCAGCCAUUAUAUCAAAGUGUGUUUCUUUCUCAAAUAUAAAGUACUGUUUAGGAGUUGGAGUGGAAGUUUGGGUUGUCCCAGCAAAUCGUUUCCUACCAGAGAAGAAGAAAAUAACACAUUGAUGAGCAGCAUGAAGGAUCUGAAUAAGAACUUUCAACAUCCGCUAAGAGUGCAAGAUUCUGAUCCUGAUAUGGUUUUCGGAGUUGUUCAAAAUGCUGUUGAAGAAAAUCAAUUUGAAAAAGCCUUUCAUUUUGUACGAGGAUGAUGUGAAGCGAAAUGAGAAAUAGUAAUUUUGGUUAUUUGCUACAAAAAAUAAUAAAGAAUAUAGAAUAAUUGUAUGACUAGAAUCAAUGGCUAAGCAUAUUAACUGAUAAGAAACUUCAUGAAUUUUAACAGUAUCAUAUUUGCUAAAUAAAAUUUUGAGUAAUUU